AUGUUCAAAUCACUAAGGAGGUGCUUUGGUACCACGUCGCAACUCCUCAAGCAAUCAGGUGCCUCCAAAGUAGAGAAACAUUUAGAGUAUCUCAAAAAUUACUACAACCCGGAGUUAUUAGAAAGCAUUAAACUCGCUGAGUCGGUGGUGGAUCCAAAGGAUUACUUGAACUUACAACUACAAGGCCGUGAAGGUAAAUCGAAAGUUGCCCCCCAAUUGACAUUUGAUUACUCAAAAACUGACCCUGAAUGGAAUGAGCCAAUUCUAUACCCAAACCAAGGUUUGGGCCGCACACCGUAUCCCGAAAUCCCCCAAGUACAAUCACCAGAUCGUGGUGACUUGAAAAUACGCUUUAGUAAUGCCCCAAGGGCACCAAAUGAUUCACCACAAUCAAGUACAGCUGUGAAAAAUACCAGUCAGAUUGCCAGAGAAUUGAGUCAACUUACGGGGUUGGAUGAAAAAUAUAUACGAAACUUGUACAUCAGGCCCUUGGUAAUGAAGCGUGUAUCUUUAAAGACGGCAAAGGGUAACAUUGCCAACUUCUUUGUCAUGUCUGUGGCAGGAGACAAGAACGGUAUGUUGGGUAUUGGUAUUGGAAAAUCAAGAGAUGGAAUCCGUACUGCUGCAACAAAAGCACAUUGGAAUGCAGUCAAAAAUUUGACUCCUGUAAAAAGGUACGAUAACAGAACAAUUCUCGGCUCCUUUGAACUUAAAUACCAUGCGACCAAAUUGAAAUUUAAAUCGGCGCCAAUAGGUUUCGGAUUGAGAUGUAAUAGGAAUAUCUUUGAAAUAUGCCAAGCUGCUGGUAUUAAAGACCUCAGAGGAAAAGUGCACAAGUCGAGAAAUCCAGUUUUGGUUGCACAAGGGUUUUUCAAAGCUUUAACACAGCAAAAAUCGAUUGAAGAGUUGGCAUUGAACAGAGGUAAAAAAGUUGUGGAGUUGAGAAAAGUGUAUUACUCGAACUAA
Lodderomyces parapsilosis is the source of this 966-nucleotide messenger RNA. RefSeq names its product mitochondrial 37S ribosomal protein uS5m. Gene Ontology annotation, cellular component: ribosome. Lineage: Eukaryota; Fungi; Ascomycota; Pichiomycetes; Serinales; Debaryomycetaceae. Gene Ontology annotation, molecular function: structural constituent of ribosome; RNA binding. Gene Ontology annotation, biological process: translation. Bases 1 to 966 code for a protein of 321 amino acids. The record is from RefSeq and is a predicted model, not a curated record. The transcript has a single exon.